AUGGGCCUCACUACCUACGGCUUAGUUACCACUGAUCCAGUUUGCGCCGAUGCGUGUCUCCGAACCCUCAGUCUUCUCAUGCUGUCCUGCUCGACCAUGCAUCACGGAGACUUCAAAACUAUGCGUACCGAACCGCCUUGUCGGGCCAACGACACUGCCUUUUUGACUUCCAUGGCAUGGUGCAUCAAGAAAAAGUGUGCCGACGAGAAGGCGUCCAAGAUCGAGGGCUACUGGGAGGAUUGGUUGACGGGUAGCGAGAGUGUUUCAGCGAAGUGGUCCUACGCUCAGGCUCUUGCUGAGGUUGACCCCCAACCACCUCGGUAUCAACUCAACAUGACGGACAUGGUUCUCAACAGGACCUCGAUAGUCGAGCCAAUCAUCUACCUCAAACAGUUCCAGUCGCUAGAUGGUUCGAAGCAUGAGAUGAUGAUGGGUUCAAGAUAUGGUAUCAUUCUUGUUGUCGUCGCGGUCGGAAUACCAAUUCUAACAACAUGGCUUGGGUUCUUCCCUCUCAUUCCUUCAGUCUACGAUAAGCUCAAGCCAUACAUCGUCUACCCAAGCCUGAUCGGCACCUACUCUGUGCACCCGUUGCCAUACACACUUGGCAAUGCGCCCACUGUAGGCCAGGCUUUAUAUAUCACGUUCUUUGUCGCUCUCACUGUGGUCGGCGUUGCAGUGGGCUACGAAGUCCGUCAGCCCAACUCCCGAUUCGAGACUGCGAAACGGGAACUUCUCGCCUACAUUGUCUAUCGCACUGGAGCUCUCGCCUUUGCGAUCCUUCCGGUGAUCAUCCUCUUCCCGUCGAGAAACAACGCUCUGCUAUGGCUAUCCAACUGGUCACGCUCAACAUUUAUACUGCUUCACCGCUGGUUAGGAAGACUAUUUGCAUUCCUCGCUGUUCUGCAUUCAAUCCUCGCUGUGGCGGGCAACAUGGGGACACAGAACAACAAGCUUGGGAGCACAGACUGGAGACGCUGGGGUGACGCUACAACGGUGCUCGCUGUUGUUACUUGCUUGGGAAGUGGCUUAUAUGUGCGAAAGGCCAACUACGAGCUCUUCCUACUCCUGCACAUCAUCGUUGCCGUGCUCAUAGUUGUCGGAUGCUGGUACCAUCUGAUACGGCGAUAUGCCUCUAUUCGCCUUCACUCUCCGGGAUACACAUCGGGUCACGAGAUCUGGCUCUACUUUGCCUUUGCCGUCUGGGUCUUUGAGCGAUUUGUACGCAUCGUGAGAAUACUUAGACUGGGAGUUCUGAGAUCCAAAGUCAAGGACAUUGGAGCAGGGUACGUCCGUAUUGACGUCCCAAGCGUCCGCUGGGGCUUGGAUCCCGGCAAGCAUGUGUUUGUCUAUUUCCCUACUCUUGCGACUAUGCGACCCUGGGAGAAUCAUCCCUUCUCUGUUAUUCCGACGGUUGUUCUUCGAAGACAUGCAACGCCAUCAUCCCCCAUCUCUCCCACCUCUCCAGGUGCUUCUUCUGGACUGGAAGACAUAGAGAAAUCGACAACACAUAUCAAAGUCGGACAGCCGUUACCUAUGCCUGGCAAUUCGUUGCCAAUGGCUGAGAACCUGGCUGGGGUGACACUCUUCGUGAAGAAGUCAACAGGCAUCACAAAGUACCUGCAAAGCCAUGAGAAGCUACUUACCUUCCUGGAAGGCCCUUACCCAGGCAGCGACACACGAGGAAUCCUUCGAUGUGACAGACUGCUCCUUAUUGCUGGUGGUGUCGGCAUCACAAGUCUCUUUGCGCUCAUCCAUAAUCACUGGAACGUGAAACUGGCUUGGAGCGUAAAGGAAGAUGCUCGAUGUUUAGUUCAUGAGCUCGAGCCAGCGCUGGACUCCUUGACCACGGCACAGACUGAUAUUCGAGUGGGAUCAAGAUUUGAUGUUACUUCGCUCCUUGAUGACGAGGCAUCAGCAGGUUGGAAACGAGUUGGUAUUGUAGUUUCUGGACCGGGAUCAUUAUGUGAUGAUGUGCGCGCGGCUGUGGCUGGAAUGGGUCGACACUCGAAGACUGUGUUUGAACUUGAGGUUGACGCAUACUCGUGGUGA
This is a messenger RNA of Fusarium sp. VM40, 2049 nucleotides long. The record is from the annotation of a GenBank genome assembly. NCBI's taxonomy places the organism in Eukaryota, Fungi, Ascomycota, Sordariomycetes, Hypocreales, Nectriaceae.